This is a messenger RNA of Tyto alba (common barn owl), 3837 nucleotides long. It is a transcript of the gene NCOA4, whose product is annotated as nuclear receptor coactivator 4. Gene Ontology annotation, molecular function: transcription coactivator activity. Lineage: Eukaryota; Metazoa; Chordata; Aves; Strigiformes; Tytonidae. The record is from RefSeq and is a predicted model, not a curated record. Gene Ontology annotation, biological process: intracellular iron ion homeostasis; response to hormone. The coding region runs from base 279 to 2084 and encodes 601 amino acids. The transcript has 10 exons.
CGGGGCGGGCCGCGGGCUGGCCGCCCCGAUAACGGGCCGGGGCCGGGGCCGCCCCUGCGCACCCCGCCCGCCCCUGCCCGGCGGGUUUUGGUGGCCGCGGGGGCGAGCGAGUGGCCGGGGCGGCGAUUGCCGGGGGGCCGGGAGCGGGGGCACGUGACUGCCCGACAGCAUUUUGGGGUCCGUGCUUCGGCGGAGGAGGAGGAGGUUGAAAAUGGAAGCAGCUCGAUAAGCAGGACGCGGCUGAGUCGCUUCCUUCGCUCGGGAGGAACACUUCAAGAAUGAAUCCACCACAAGAUAGAAGUAGAAAUUCCUGCAGCAGUGAGCCUCUGGCAAAGUGCCUUCAAGCAAAGAAGGACUUGGAAACAGCUAUAUCUGGAAUUGUCAAAGCUGAACAACAGAUUAAAGAGAACUGGCGGGAGGUAAAAGCCAAGAUUCACAGCCACAUAAGCCGCCACCUGGAAUGCCUGCGCAGUCGCGAGGUUUGGCUGUUUGAGCAGGUAGAUCUCAUUCAGCAGCUGAAGGAGGAGGCGUUGCAGCAGCAGGCACAGCAGCUCUGUUGGUAUUUGGGACAAUUCAACUGUCUUAUUCAUCAGCUGGAACGCACCUAUAGUAACGAACUAGCAAACCAGAUUUCAGUUUGCCUGGAGAGACUGGAAAGUCUUACUCUUAAACCAGAGGAGUCUUCCAUCCUGAAUUUUGAGGCUGACACGUCUUACCUUCGCCAGGCUAUUACCUCAUUUGGUUCAAUUAAAACGAUGCAAACCUCAGAGAGAGAGAGUGCUUCUCCCUGGUUCUCAGGGCAGAAUUGUGCCCUAAUGAACUGUGAGCAGCAGAAAACACUGUGUGGGACGGUGAGUGCCUCGCUUGCUGACUGGCUGCUUGGAAGCAGACCUGGGGGUGUUUGCCAGGCUCCGUAUGUUCCCAGCACCAAUCUGGAAGAAUGGGUUACGCAGAAAUGUGUGUCAGAGCCCAGCCAGGAUUUAAAUUCUUCCAAAGUCUGUUAUUUUGAGCAAGCCUGGGGAAAUCUGAAAGAUUUGGAAAACUGGCUCCUGCAGAAUCAACAGCGUGACGUCACUGGGAAGACAGACUCCCUUGGCCGCAAGGACUCCACCUCUACUUUCAACUCGUCCUUUUCCACUUUUGAGAAGGUGGAGGAAUUGGAAUCCCUUGGGCAAGAAGAGAUGGACCUCUCUGACUGGCUGCUUACCCCUGACACAGAAAAUGGAAGUAGUGCUUCAGAUGAGAAAUGGAAGCAUGAAUUUAAACCUUUUAGGGAAGAAUUUAAUUUGAAUGAUUGGCUCCUCAAAGCUGAAACAUGUACCAGCUGUUGUGGCAGCCAGAUCAAAAGUGUGGAAAUCGAGAACCUGGGAAAUCUGAAGUGCCUGAAUGAGCAUCUUGAUGGAAAGAAAUCACCCACUACAUCUGCUGUAAAUGGCUGGCUUCUUCAGCAUCCCCAGGCCCCACUGAAAGUGGAAGAUGUGUGCAAAGCUAAUGAGCUGUGUGCCAGCUUUUCAGAAUGCGUGUGUGAUGAAAACUGUGGAAAAGAGGCUCUGUGUAAAUGGCUUCUGAAGAAAGAAGGGAAGGAUAAAAAUGGAGUUCCAGUCAGCCAGAAAGAGGUACCAAACCCUGAGCACGAGAAGACCAAGUCUGCUGUCAAUGCCUGGCUUGGCCCUGCACAGCAGCUCGCAGGGGAACCCGUUAGUGUGGAGAAAGCGGAUUAUUCAGCAGAGGUCGCAGAACCCUUGAAAGUAUUGCUUGAAAGGCCUCUGACGAGCUGGCUGGCCAAGUCUGAGCACAAAGCAGAAGGUGCAGAAGAAAAGGGAAGCAGGGAAAAAGCAGACAGUAGUUUCAAGAGUCCUUUCCUAGACCUCUUGGCUCCAUUCCACCACCCCUUGAAUGUAAACAGUUGGGUGUUGACUUCAAACAACCUAGAAAAUGUGAACCCACCUCCAGCAGAAGAUAAAUGGCUUCUACGCAAGAAAGCACAAGACUUUGGCCUUCCUACAGUUUGUGACCUUUUUGCCUGUAUGAAACUCAAUGGAGAUAAAGAAAAAUGGCUGUAUCGGACUCCUUUACAGAUGUGAAGAACUGGAAAUACAGAAAUCAUCCCCUUCCUGCUGAUCAAUCGCACAUCAUGCUGAGUGACUGCAGCCAGCUGAAUUCUUGUGUUUGUGUUUGGCCAUCUGCUUUUUCUUCUAAAAUUAUAACAAAAAGAAAGAUUAUUCAUAUAACAGAGCUACGGUGCAGAAGAUGCCUUUUUGUUAUGAUUAAUUCUGAAAUGUAAACCCACUGAGCAUAAGCAAUCUGAUACUAUUAGAGGUGUUAGUAAAUUUGUAUUUGUUAUGGGACUACGUGAAUCUUUUUUAAUGGGCUGUCACUUGAAGUAUGUUGAAGCCAGUGCAAGUGUAAAGCAGAAUCUGUCUGGUGCUGUGAAACGUCCACCUUUGGCAGUGGCUUUAGAAGCGUUGCCGUUCCGUUCAGCUGCUACGACUUUGUCACGAGUUGGGUACCAGCUUACUGGGGUUGCGAGAUAAGAGGCUGUAUUUGGAAACAGUUUCUUUUAUUGAGCAGUUGCUAACUUAAAGUUAGGAUUCGUUUGCACCUUGUAUCGGUGUGUCUCCUGGCCGAGUAUGUGUAGUCCAGUUUUGGAAGUUUGUUUAUGGGAUGUGACAUGUGACAAGAGACUUGGUAACUUAGUUUUGAAUUAAAAGUUUCCUUGCAGAUUUUUGAGCCGUUCAGAGAACCAGGGUAGGGUGUUAAUUUUUUUGCAUCAGUAGAUCAGAUCCUACGAUGUCCCCAGCUUUUAAUAACUAUGAAUUUCACCGGAAAAGCUGUAAGAUGAAAUGUGUACCUUUCUACUAGUUCUAGAUAAUUCAUAAUGAACUUUUCUUGACUAAACCACUGAAAAGUAGGCACCUUAGCCACAUAAUAUUUAAAGGUAAUAUUUAGGGAAUUUGAUGCCUUCUCAUCAGGUUGAUGUCAUGGUGUUUAAUUGGGAAACACUAACUCAGCAAACUGCGUGGCUCCCACUGAUCUGUUUUAAAGAUAUUGAAGCUGUGGAUUUCCACGUUGUUAUGCAUAUGAAAGUGGGGUCAAGUAACUCUGAUCCUGAUAGCUGUGGACAUAAUAGGAGCAAUACCUCCUUAGGUAUUUAACAUUUUGAGCCUGUGGGAAAGAGCAGGGAGAUGUUAGAUGGAAAUGAGCAGCUUCUGCUCAUUUAACAAAUUGCUCUUGAUGACUACAAAAAUAGCCUCCCCUUUUCCCCAUCCCUGCAGCCUGCCUGGGAGUAACAGUGAGUUCAGUUCUUCACAACCCUGUAGAAAGGAAAUUGUUAGCAAGAUCCAACCUUGGUGUCGUUUUGCAGUGUGAACACAUUCCUGUCUGAUAGAACCUGUGCAUCUGUUGAAAAGUAAGUUUUUAGUCCGAGAGGGGGACACUGCACGUCUGAAACCAGCCCCCGCAAGGGCUUCGUGUCAGUGGACUGCUUGAGGCUUUCAUACUUCCCUAGUUGGGGCCUUCUGUUGGAAGCAGAAACACGUUUUUGAAGUUCACUUUCCCCUUGAACGUGUCCUUGCUGCUGCAUGGGAACACUGCACUGUGAGUAACUCCAAUAGCCUAACUUGAUUAGCAGUUGAACUUAAUGAAGGUGAUUGACGUGCAGCCCAUCUCUUAUAAUUCCUUGUAGUCGUCAUCGUGUGCUACUUUGUCAGUUCAUUAUGAACCUUUAAAACUUGGGGGUAUGUAUUCCUUUACUUACUCAACUGACUUGUUAUCACUAAUUGAUAUUUAUGUAAAACACUGAUUAGUCUUUUCCAUUAAAAAAUAAUUGCAACCAAA